Messenger RNA from Notolabrus celidotus (New Zealand spotty), 2588 nucleotides. RefSeq names its product cilia and flagella associated protein 99 (gene cfap99). The transcript is spliced from 15 exons. The record is from RefSeq and is a predicted model, not a curated record. Bases 263 to 2275 code for a protein of 670 amino acids. Lineage: Eukaryota; Metazoa; Chordata; Actinopteri; Labriformes; Labridae.
ACGUUAGUUUGUUGCCAAGCAACGACUGAACGUGGCAGAAAACAAGCUGCACUUAAUUGGCUCUUUUAAACAUACUGCUCACUAAUUUAUGUUUUAUUCAACAAAAGCAACUUCGGUCUACCUGACACUGAGUCUCGAUUAUACUUUUUGCUCGGACCAUACGUGACUUUUGAUAGGAUCAUAGACUGUAUAAGAUAUAUGUUUGCGGGUGUUUCUGCAGCUCUCCACCGCUUUCUGUUAGCUUUCUGCAGGCCGAUAUAAAAUGGCACCAAGCUAUGCCUCCCUUGCUUUAGAGGCUAUUUCACUGCUCGAGAAGUUCAGUGCAAGCAGGCUGUGUUUGGAUGACUUCAUUGAGGAAGCUGCAAAGGACUUGCAGAGUUUUGAAACCCUCCAUAAAAAGUUCAUACUUGAUGUUGUUUCUGGAUGUGUUGAGCAUAAAAAGUUACUGGACGUAGUCAUCAAUAUCUUCUAUGGUCAGAAUGGGAAAUGUGUAUCGAGAGGUAAUCGCAACCAGUUUGUGGUAAUUUGUUACCUGGCCACAUUUGCCCUCGAUGACAUUGGACUUCAGCGUUUUAUCAACAUAGUGAAAUCUCUGGACUUGAAGAAGAUGCAUGCAUUCCUGAGUUUCUUUUUCUCUAACCUCACCAAAUGGAUACAAGAGGAGUGGAAUACAAUCUAUGAUGCUGCCUAUGUGGAGAAAAACUGGAUUAGCCCUCUGCUGAGAUGGCGCCCUGAGAUCAAUAUUUUCUUGGAGCAGCUUUCUCUGAAAAUUUCCCAAGGGGAUCAGAUCAAGAAAGGCCCUUCAAAAACCACAGAGCCCAAGGAGUUUUCUCUCACCAAACCUAAACCUCCAGCUGUGCCUCUGCCUGAAAUCAUCCCACAGCAGGAAAAAUGCAAACCUGCACCAAGUAGCACGUACAGGCCUCCAAAGGAGACGCAGAUAUUAGAGGAGAUCAAACAGAAGAACCGCCAAAAGACUGAGGAACUACUCUAUGAAGCAAAUAUGAAACAGUUCAGAUGUGGAAACACGCAGAAGUCAGAACACACCAAGAAAGUGAUGUCUCAAAUUCAAGAGGACGUGGAUUCAAAACUAAAAUUCAACACUAUUCACUCCUCCGGACCUCCUUCCAGUAAAAAGACUAACAGCUGGCCCAUCAAGGUCAACAGUGCAGCAAUCCUAAGGCAGGAGGCGCUGUAUGAUCGUCAGGCGGAGGAGGAGCUGCAAAGAAUGGAGCGUCUGAUGGAGGGGGGCAGUGAGCGGUCAUCCUUCCUGCAGUGGCAGAAAGAGAUGCGUGAGAGGGAUCUGCAGGAGGAGCUUGCCAGCAUUGAGCGCAGGCAUCUGGAGAGACGCAUCAGUUAUGAGGAGGCAGCUAUGGCCCGCACACGCUUGAUGGAACGCAACCAGAAGACCGCUCAGCUGAAGAAGGAGGAGACCGCUGAGCUGAUGGGGAAAUACGCCGAGAAAAGGCUGCAAGAGGAAAAAGAAAUGAGAGACUUGGUGCAACAAGUAGCAGAGGGCCACAAGAACUCAAAGGCAGCUAAAGAGAGGAUACAGAAGUUCAAGCAGAGUAUAGUGAAAGAAGUCUCAGAGCAAAGCCAGGAGCUCCUUCGUCAGGCACUCGAGGAGGCACAGGCCGAGCUCAGCAGGAAGUUUGAAAUCAUCCGUGAAAUCCGCGCCCUUGAAUCUCUCCCUCACAUCAGAGUGAAACAUUUUGAUGACACACAGACUGCAGGCCACGAGCUGCUGGGAGAAAUGUCCCUGUGCGAGUUGAUGAAGCGGCUGGCCCUCCUGAAGGAUGUGCAGCAGGCAGAGCAGCAGAAGAAGCGCGAACAAAUCCUGGAGGAGAAGCAGAGCAAGAAGCAGAUGCUGCUGGAGAAGGUGGAGACCAUCAACCUCCACAGGAGAGCACUGGCACAGGCUGCCGCCAUCAGGAAAGAGGAGAGAAAAAGCAGGCUGGGUCUUCGGCAGGCGGUCCUCCAGGAUGACACAGUUCUGGCUCUGCAGAGGAAGCUCGAAGCAAAACAACAAGAGCGCCAGAGACUGAAACAAAUGGAGAGCAAGAGGGCCAAAACCUCUGAGCAAGCAGCCGCACACCCUGUUAAAAACACAGAGGCACACAACAGACUGGGAGGAAUUGGAGCUAAGUUUAGAGCGUCAUAUCCAGAAGGAAACUCCUUAUGGUCAUCUCUGAUGGAAACAUUCAAGGCUUCAAUAUGUUGCAACAUGCUUAAUUUAGGCCUGAAAGACUUAUUUUUGUUGCAGGAAUUGUCUUAAUCAGCUUUCCACCUGAGGUCAUGCUCUCAAUUUCAUACCUUUCCAUUAAAAGUAUUUGCCACUGUGACUUUUUCCAUGAGAAAACAGAUUAUUUUUUUCCUGUCGUAAGGCUACUUUGGAUUUCGAAGUCUGAUUAUCCAGGGUUGUUUGUUCUGGCCUGUGAUUGUUUACUUGGAAAUAAGUCUUAACUAUCGACAGAGGUUUUUUUUUUAUGUCUCCCAUGCGGAAGUUCAUCCUACCUGCGUAUGUAGCAAGAAAAGGGAAGUGAAUCUUAAUCUUAUGAUCUAUAAAGAAAUGUCCCUUCCUUAAAAAA